Molecule: messenger RNA, 759 nt
Organism: Triticum urartu
Lineage: Eukaryota; Viridiplantae; Streptophyta; Magnoliopsida; Poales; Poaceae
Source: RefSeq, a predicted model, not a curated record
AUGGCCUGUGCGCCAGCAUCCGCCGUUCGCACCGCCGAGGCAGUGGGCCAGGGCGCGCCACACCAGCAGCCGCCCCGGUUCGCCAAGAUCGACUUCGCCACGUACGACGGCUCCGACGACCCUCUUAACUGGCUAAACCAGUGUGACCAGUUCUUUCACGGCCAGCGCACGCCCGCGUCGAAACGGACUUGGCUGGCAUCCUACCAUCUCCGCAGGGCCGCCCAGACAUGGUACUACGCCCUCGAACAGGACGAGGGCGGCAUGCCCCCGUGGGAUCGUUUCCGAGAGCUGUGCCUUCUUCGUUUUGGGCCACCGGUACGCGGGAGCCGCUUGGCCAAGUUGGGCCAUCUGCCGUUCACCUCCAUGGUGCAGGACUUCGCCGAUCGCUUCCAGGCCCUAGCGUGCCACGCACCCGGUGUGACGGCUUUACAGCGGCCGGAACUUUUCAUCGGCGGUCUCCCCGGCCACAUCCGCGUGGACACGACAGACGAGUCUGAGGAGGAGCCACUGGAGGAUGGCCUCGGUGCCCCAGCCCUUGCGGAGCCCGCAGCGGCACCCGCGCCCGCCCCGGCCACCGCCCUUGUGGUGUCCCUACAUGCGCUGGCCGGCAUCCGUGAUGAACGGACGAUGCUCUUACCGGUCAUGAUCCAGGGUAAGCGCCUGGUGGCCCUAGUGGACACAGGGUCCACUCAUAACUUCCUGCCGGAGACCACCAUGCGGUGCCUGGCAUUACAGCCCACCGGCGGUGAACAGUUGUGA